UUAUAAUGGGUGAUAAUAAAUUUUUGUCAAAAUUAUCCCAAAAUUUACUUGAAAUUUUGAACGAUGAAGAAUAUUAUGAUAUUACAAUUGAAGUUGGUAAUGAUCCUAAUGUAAAAACAUUUCGAGCCCAUAUGGUUAUUUUAAACUAUCGUUCUCCUUAUUUGCGAAGAAUUUUGUCAACAAAUAAAAAGAAGAGUGAUGGAACUUUAGUACAUAUUAAAUUGCCAAAUAUUUCACC
This is a messenger RNA of Rhizophagus irregularis DAOM 181602=DAOM 197198, 238 nucleotides long. RefSeq lists its product as uncharacterized. The record is from RefSeq and is a predicted model, not a curated record. Gene Ontology annotation, molecular function: protein binding. Lineage: Eukaryota; Fungi; Glomeromycota; Glomeromycetes; Glomerales; Glomeraceae.